Daktulosphaira vitifoliae (grape phylloxera) is the source of this 1361-nucleotide messenger RNA. It is a transcript of the gene Rpn10, whose product is annotated as 26S proteasome non-ATPase regulatory subunit 4. Gene Ontology annotation, molecular function: polyubiquitin modification-dependent protein binding. The transcript is spliced from 7 exons. The coding region runs from base 142 to 1320 and encodes 392 amino acids. NCBI's taxonomy places the organism in Eukaryota, Metazoa, Arthropoda, Insecta, Hemiptera, Phylloxeridae. Gene Ontology annotation, biological process: proteasome-mediated ubiquitin-dependent protein catabolic process. Gene Ontology annotation, cellular component: proteasome regulatory particle, base subcomplex; cytosol; nucleus. The record is from RefSeq and is a predicted model, not a curated record.
AUCUCGAAUGAUUUAGCAAUUUCGGUAUUAUAACAUAAACCUUAGAUUACAUUUUAAUUGUCUUUAGUUGUUUUUGUCCAAAUUUUUCGUUCAAGAUUAAAUAUUUAAUUUAUGUAAAGUUCACUUAAGAAAUUAAUUAAAAUGGUUCUUGAAAGUACUAUGAUAUGUGUCGAUAAUAGUGAUUACAUGAGAAAUGGAGAUUUUGUACCAACUCGUCUUCAGGCACAACAAGAUGCUGUUAAUUUAGUAUGUCUCUCAAAGACACGUGCGAAUCCUGAAAAUAAUGUUGGCCUUUUAACUUUAGCAAAUGUUCGUGUUUUGGCUACAUUAACUGCUGAUGUUGGUCGUAUAUUGUCAAAGUUGCACCAAGUUCAACCCAAUGGAGAUAUUAACUUUUCUACUGGCAUAAGAAUUGCUCAUCUGGCAUUAAAACAUCGUCAGGGUAAAAAUCAUAAAAUGCGUAUCAUUGCAUUUAUUGGAAGUCCUGUUGGACUAGAUGAAAAAGAAAUGAUUAAAUUAGCAAAGCGACUUAAAAAAGAAAAAGUGAAUGUUGAUGUUGUUUCAUUUGGAGAAGAAGCUGAGAAUUCUGAUAUAUUAACUGCAUUUGUUAAUACAUUAAAUGGCAAGGAUGGUGGAGGUAGUCACUUGAUUGCUGUACCACCUGGAUCACACUUUUCUGAAGCAUUGGUAUCAUCACCAGUUAUUCAAGGAGAAGAUGGUGCUGGUGGAGCAGGUCUUGGUGGAUCAGGUUAUGAAUUUGGAGUUGAUCCGAAUGAAGACCCUGAAUUAGCCCUGGCAUUACGUGUCUCCAUGGAAGAACAAAGAGCUAGGCAAGAACAAGAAGCUCGUCGAGGUCAGGCUUCAUCUGCUGGAGAAAAUUCAACUAGUCGACCAGCCACUAUUAAUGAAACUCCUACUGAGGAAGCAAUGUUGGAACGUGCUUUGGCAAUGUCAAUGGAAACCAGUGAAGAUGAACCUAUGGUGAUACAAGAAGGAUCUGGUUCAGUUGCUGCAGCUCAGGUAGACUUUAACAACAUGACUGAAGAAGAACAGAUUGCUUUUGCUAUGCAAAUGUCCAUGCAAGAAUCUGCUGAAGUAAAAACACAAUCAUCUAGUGCCAAACCCAAAGAUGAAGCAAUGGAAGUUGAAGAAGAUUAUUCUGAAGUAAUGAAUGAUCCAGAAUUUAUUCAAAGUGUAUUAGAAAAUCUUCCUGGUGUUGAUCCUCAAAGUGAUGCAGUUCGUCAAGCUGUUGGAUUAGUUAGCAAAGACACUAAGGAUAAAGAUCAAAAAAAUGAAAAAGAUAAAAAUACUAAAAAAUAAAGUUAAUAUUCAUAUAAUACAUUUAAAUUUUCUUUUCAUGA